UCCCGAGACCUUCCAGCAUCCACCCUGAGGACAGAAAAUGCAAGAAUCCGUGCUCACAGGUGUCAGUCUUGAGGAUAUUGCUGUUGAGGCUUCCGUCUAUCAAUGCUGCAAGUACACGGACGAAGCGUAUCGGAGUUCACAGCACCAGAACGCUAUCUUGAUUCUAUAUCAUUCAUACCAUUAAUCUUCAUACCCUUAUCGAUGAUGUCUCCAGAUACACCUGAAGAAGAUCCUAGAUCAGUCAUCUGGUUUGACAUUGAUAAUACACUAUAUUCUGCGAGCACCAAGAUUUCCCAAGCCAUGGGUCAGCGCAUCCAUGCCUACUUUGUCUCGCUUGGGUUCGAUGAGGACAAGGCCUCCGAUUUGCAUCAUACGUACUUCACUCAGUACGGACUUGCACUUCGUGGUCUAACGCGUCAUCAUGACAUAGAUCCCAUGGACUUUGAUCGAAAAUGUGAUGGAACACUUCCUCUCGAAAAUCUUAUUAGACCAGACCCAAAACUACGAAAGCUCUUUCAAGAUUUGGACAGAAGCAAAGUGCGUGUAUGGGCUUUGACGAAUGCAUACAAGAACCACGCACGACGAGUGAUCAAGAUAUUAGACCUAGAAGACCAGAUUGAGGGCCUUGUGUACUGCGAUUACGAGCAAACCGACUUUACUUGCAAACCGGAACCAGAAUAUUAUCAAAAUGCCAUGAAACAAGCGAAUAUUUCAGAUCCGUCUAAAUGUUACUUCAUUGACGAUAGCCACCUUAACGUCGCGGGUGCUAAAGAUCUUGGCUGGGGGCAUUGCGUACACUUCCACGAGGUCGGUUUGGAAACUGUUGAGGGCGGAAAGCUGAAGAAACUCGCUCGAGAUACCAAUACUAGUGACCCCGAUGGCAUCACGAAGAUCAGUGAUUUAGAGGAGCUAAGGACCGUCUGGCCUGACAUCUUUAUAAAAUAAACUUUCGCGCGAAACAACCUAAUGUACUAUGUUGUAUAGAUGUAUGAAUGUAAGUAACCAGUGUUAAACAAAUACAUGGAUCCAGGGAAAUACCAUGCUCCUUAGUACAGGGUCGAUAUCAAAGUUCAAAAUAACAUAACAGUUACAACUUGUGAUGCUUCAUUCACCUCCAAAAUUACACCGUCAUAACCGUACAAGCCUGUAACAAGCAGUUA
Messenger RNA from Suillus paluster, 1160 nucleotides. Its product is annotated as pyrimidine 5-nucleotidase. Bases 103 to 945 code for a protein of 280 amino acids. NCBI's taxonomy places the organism in Eukaryota, Fungi, Basidiomycota, Agaricomycetes, Boletales, Suillaceae. Gene Ontology annotation, biological process: pyrimidine nucleobase metabolic process; nucleotide catabolic process. The transcript is spliced from 7 exons. The record is from RefSeq and is a predicted model, not a curated record. Gene Ontology annotation, molecular function: nucleotidase activity.